UUCAGUUAGCUCAAACCAGAAAAAGAAGCAUUUAAUGUGAGCGUGAUAUCCAGCGGCAUCUGCUUACGUUUUAAUGUUUUGAGAUAAACACAGACCCUCGGAUUGAGAAUGGACAAAUAUUCACCCUCAGAUGAAUAUUAAAUGCUCCUACCAGCUCAAUUUCCCUCUCUCUCUCUCACACACACAGUGCAAAGCUUCCUUCAGCCACCACUUCCUCCGCACCUAACAACCUGUGAGAUUUACAGAAACACUAUAUUAAUACUACUUGGUUCAAGAAACUCAUCUUGAAGAGAUGAAGCAGCUUUUCUCAUGGAGCAACCCCAUGUUUCAUCUUGAUCGCUGUUUGGUCUUUUUGCUGCUUUUUCGCUAUUUAUGCUCCCAAGUUUCCAGCUUGGGAUCAAUGUCAUCCAUCGCCAUUUCUUACGGUGAAAACGGUCCCGUCUUCUGUGGUUUAAAAUCUGAUGGCUCUCAUUUGGCCGACUGUUAUGGCUCAAAUCCUGCUAUCAUUCAUGCAACGCCAAAUCAUACGCCUUUUCUCGGUUUGACCGCUGGUAGUGGCUUUGUUUGUGGACUUCAGAUGGAUUCAAAUGAACCCUUUUGCUGGGGUAGCACAGGGUUUAUCCCAAUGGGUACGCCUCUAAAAGCAGAUGAGAAUUCUGAGUACAUAGAAAUUAGUGCUGGAGACCACCAUUUAUGUGGAUUGAGAAAACCCUUGAUGGGAGACUUGAGGAAUACUUCUUUAGUUGAUUGUUGGGGUUAUAACAUGACAAAAAGUUACAAUUUUGAUGGGCAGAUUCAAUCUAUUUCUGCAGGUUCUGAGUUUAACUGUGGUUUGUUUGCUCAGAACAGGAGCGUUUUCUGCUGGGGUGAUCAAACUAGUAGUAAUGUGAUAGGAUUGGUCCCCAAGGAGUUGAGAUUUAGAAAAAUAGCAGCUGGGGGUUUUCAUGUUUGUGGGAUUUUGCAAGGGGUGGAUUCUAGAGUGGCUUGUUGGGGGACGAGUUUGGAUCUUGAACUAGAGAUUUCUGUUGGUUCUCUUAUGCAUUCUGGGCAGCUUAACGUGGACUUGGCGCCUCAGGAUCCUAUGCUCUCUGUAGUUGGGGGAAAGUUUCAUGCUUGUGGGAUUAGAAGUUAUGACAGAGUAGUGAUUUGCUGGGGUUAUACAGUGGAGAAAAGUACACCUCCUCCCAAUGGUGUUAAGCUUUAUGAGAUUGCUGCUGGGGAUUACUUCACUUGUGGAAUUCUAGCUGAGACAUCUCUUUCGCCUAUCUGUUGGGGUGCCGAUUUUCCUUCAGCUCUGCCGCUGGCUGUUUCACCUGGACUUUGCAAGCCAACACCUUGUUCACGUGAUUUUUAUGAGUUUAAUAAUGCAAGUUCACCUUGCAAGUCUCCUGGCUCUCACAUUUGCUUGCCUUGUAGCGAUGGCUGUCCUAAUGAAAUGUAUCAGGUCAGUGAAUGCAGCUUAACAUCGGAUAGGCAAUGUGGAUUCAACUGUUCGAGUUGCACCUCAGGUGAGUGCAUCAAUAAUUGUUCCAGUGCUGCUAGAACUGGAAGCAAGAAUGAAAAGUUCUGGUCACUGCAAUUGCCAAUCAUUACUGCAGAGGUUUCCUUUGCUUUAUUUUUGGUAAGUGCUGUUACUCUGACUUCUGUUCUAUAUGUUCGAUACAAGUUAAGGAACUGUAGGUGCUCUGUUACUUCCAAAAAGCGUAGUGGAAAUGGUUCUUCUCGUAAGGAGAGUGGGAAGAUUCGUCCAGACUUGGAUGAGCUGAAGAUUAGGAGGGCUCAGAUGUUUUCAUACGAGGAACUUGAAAGAGCCACUGGGGGGUUUAAGGAAGAAUCACUUCUGGGAAAGGGUAGUUUUUCUUGUGUCUUUAAAGGUGUCUUGAAGGAUGGGACGACAGUUGCGGUGAAAAGGGCUAUUGUCUCUCCUGACGUGAAGAAGAAUUCAAAGGAGUUUCAUACAGAGCUAGAUUUGCUUUCCAGGUUAAACCAUGCCCAUCUGCUCAAUUUGCUUGGUUACUGUGAAGAAGGUGGAGAGAGACUUCUGGUUUAUGAGUUCAUGGCUAAUGGAUCUUUGCAUCAACACCUCCACAGUAAGAACAAGGAACUGAAAGACCAAUUAGAUUGGGUCAGGAGGGUUACUAUUGCAGUUCAAGCGGCUCGUGGGAUUGAAUAUCUACAUGGCUAUGCUUGUCCCCCUGUAAUUCACCGUGACAUAAAGUCUUCAAAUAUUCUCAUAGAUGAAGAGCACAAUGCACGUGUUGCUGACUUUGGCCUCUCUUUACUGGGACCAGCCAACAGUAGCUCCCCCUUGGCUGAACUGCCUGCUGGUACUCUUGGCUAUCUUGACCCUGAGUACUAUAGGCUUCAUUACCUUACGACCAAAUCAGAUGUUUAUAGUUUUGGUGUUUUGCUGUUGGAAAUUCUCAGCGGUCGGAAAGCCAUUGAUAUGCAGUAUGAAGAAGGAAACAUAGUUGAAUGGGCUGUCCCUUUGAUCAAAGCUGGUGAUCUAGAAGCCAUUCUUGAUCCAGCACUGAAACCUCCACCAGAUCUUGAAGCACUGAAGCGAAUUGCUAAUAUAGCAAGUAAAUGUGUGAGAAUGAGAGGAAAGGAGAGGCCAUCAAUGGACAAAGUGACUACAGCUUUGGAGCGCGCACUUGCUCUGUUAAUGGGUAGCCCAUCUAAUGAUCAGCCUAUCUUGCCGACUGAGGUGGUUUUGGGAAGUAGUAGAUUGCAUAAGAAGUCUUCUCAAAGAUCAGGAAACCGGUCAACCUCAGAAACAGAUGGGGCGGAUACAGAGGAUCAAAGAUUUGAAUUCAGGGCUCCAUCAUGGAUCACUUUUCCUAGCGUUGCUUCCUCGCAGAGGAGAAAAUCAUCUGUUUCUGAAUCAGAUCUUGAUGGGAAAAACAUAGAACCAAGAAAUGUGGGAAAUGGAGCCUGUAUUGGAGACGCAUUCAGAAACCCAGUGGAAGAGAUUGGUCCUGCUUCUCCUCAAGAACACUUGUACUUGCAGCACAAUUUCUAGCUAGAUUGAGGUGAUGCAGGGGGGAUGUUUGCACUAUAGUUUUAGUGGUGUUACACUUCAAUCAAUGAGAGAAAUGUGUAAGGAUGCAGGGAUGUCUCAUAAGCGAUCAUUACAAGUCGAAUGCCUCUUUCUUGUACCUAUAACUCUGUUAACUAUGCAUAUUCUGUCUCGACUAAGCUGGUCUUUAAUGCAUAAAACCUGAUUUCACUUU
Messenger RNA from Sesamum indicum (sesame), 3233 nucleotides. Its product is annotated as serine/threonine-protein kinase-like protein ACR4. The record is from RefSeq and is a predicted model, not a curated record. Gene Ontology annotation, molecular function: protein kinase activity; ATP binding; protein binding. NCBI's taxonomy places the organism in Eukaryota, Viridiplantae, Streptophyta, Magnoliopsida, Lamiales, Pedaliaceae. Gene Ontology annotation, biological process: protein phosphorylation.